GAGUCGCCGCAGACACGCACAGAUACAUCUUUUCAGGAGCAAAACAAAAACAAAAAGGUUCACUUUCCAAACCGCAACGCCGUGCUGUUGCAAGCCCAGAGAAGACACGCUGGUGUUCCAAGGGCAGAGAGAGGAGGAUGAGGACUGACCCGGAAGCGCUCUCCUCUGUGAGCUGCGGGGAUUCGGCCAUCAGGUGCCGGGACGUGUGCCGGUCCUACGGCAAGCUGAAGGUCCUGAACAGCCUGAACCUGACGGUCCCCCAGGGGCACAUUUAUGGCCUGUUGGGUCCGAGUGGCUGUGGGAAGACCACACUCCUGAAAUGCAUUGUGGGAACACUGAAGAUCUCACGGGGGCACAUCACAGUUUUGGGGAAACCCCCUGCUUUCCCAGGGCAUGAGGUCCCGGGAAAAAUGGUGGGGUAUAUGCCACAGGACCUGGCCUUGUACAAUGAGUUCACCAUCAGUGACACGCUGUGGUUCUACGGCCGGAUCCACGGGCUCUCCUCCAAAGACACUCAGUCCCGUAUGGAUUUCCUCAUUGAGUUCCUGGACCUGCCUCAGAAGUCCAGCCUGGUGAGGAAUCUCAGUGGAGGACAGAGGAGGCGAGUGUCGCUGGGCGCCGCUCUGCUGCAGAACCCACAGCUGCUCAUCCUGGACGAGCCCACAGUGGGAGUGGACCCUGUACUGCGCGCCAAGAUUUGGCAGCACCUGGUUGAGAUUGUGAAAGGUGGACAGGUGUCCGUCAUCAUCACCACACACUACAUCGAGGAGGCCAGGCAAGCCAACGUGGUGGGUUUGAUGCGGAAUGGUAGCCUGCUGGCGGAGGCCCCCCCGGAUGAGGUCAUGAAGCAGCACAAUGCAGCGACGUUGGAGAGUGCCUUCCUGCAGCUGUGCGAGUCGUCGGAUCAGACCGUGUCCAAGCCCAACGGCAGCCCAGACGACCGACACAAGGAGGGCAGCCAAUCAUCUGAGAGCUGCAAGGAUGAGAGCCAGCCCAUUCUGAGCCCGGGGUCCAGACCAGGCUCGGAUGAGCCCAAACUCACAGCGGACUGGAAAGUGCGGGCACGGCACGUGCUGCCGAAAUGGCGGAACAUCGCGGCUCUGAUGAUAAAGACCAUGGUGCGGAUGAAGAGGCUGCCAGGCUUCCUGUGCUUCCAGUUCCUGCUGCCGGUGAUCCAGAUCUCUCUGAUGUGCCUCUGCAUCGGGGGCGAUCCCCGCGGCAUUCAGGUGGCCGUGGUCAACAACGAGACCAGCGAGACCUCACUGAGCCGAUCGCUGCUCUCCUUCCUGGACAACUCCAGCGUGGAGCAGGUUGUGCUACCACACUCUGAGGCGUUUGCUGGGAUCCGAGACGGCCAGUACUGGGGAGUUUUAGAAUUCGGGAAGAACUUCUCCAGCUAUCUCAUGAAGAGAAUGCUACAGAGCAGAGUUUCUCGGGAGGUAGUGGAUGGGGGAUCUGUACAUGUCUGGCUUGACCUGACCAAUCGACAAAUUGCUCUAAUGCUCCAGAAAAAGCUUCAAGAAGCAUUUGAGGCCUUUGUUCAGAAUAAACUGGGAUCCAGGUCUUACCUGGUCUCGCUGCCCAUAAAGAUUGAAGAGCCCAUAUAUGGCAGUAAGAACACUGACUUCACCACCUUCGUGACCCCGGGAGCAGUUCUGAGCAUCACCUUCUACCUGGCGGUGGGCCUGACCGCUCUGUCCUUCGUCCUGGAGAGGAAGGAGGGGCUGCUGGACAGGUGCUGGGUGGCAGGUGUGAGCUCUCUGGAGACCAUGCUGGCCCACCUCUUCUCCCAGCUCUUCGUCAUCAGCGUCCAGAUCCUGCUGAUGCUGCUCUUCAUCCUCCUCGUCUUCAAGAUCCCAAACGAGGGCUCGCUGGCCCUCGUCAUCGCACUGAUCGUCCUGCAGGGUGUGACGGGCAUCUCCUUUGGCCUGGUCAUCUCUGCCGCCAUUGACGAUGAGCAGUCAGCCAAUCAGGCAGCCCUCGGCAUCUUCUACCCCAACCUCAUCAUCAGCGGCAUCAUCUGGCCUGUGGAGUGCAUCCCGUACCCCCUGCGCUACCUGAGUCUGGCCCUGCCCCAGACCUACGCCUCCGAGGCCUUGCGCUGCAUCAUGUACAGAGGAUGGGAUCUGUCCCGAAUGAUGGUGUGGCGAGGCUUCGCGGUCACCUUAGGCUGGAACACAUUCUUCCUCAUCCUGGCUACAGUUAUCCUCAAGCUGCGGACAUGAGAACCUCAGCCCCUGACGAUGCAGCAGGUCUCGGGGAGCCAAGCUAAGCAAGUCCCAGGCUCCACGGUGCGGCCUGGGGCGCAAGCCCAGCGCUUAAGGACACUGCACCUCCUCUGAUUUACUGCAUAGCUUGGGGGGGGGGGGAUGGGGGAGGUCUCUGGACAGAGCUCCACCUAACCCCCCUCCAGGCUCAUCUAGGCUGUUAGGCCGAGGUGCUACAUAAGUACCAGAGAACAUUACCUCAGGAUCUCUGAACUCUCAGAAAACUCCUUUUUUACCAUCAUCAUUCCACACGUGCUUUGUCUCACCUACUGUGACUAAUCAAAUGCAGUAUAUCUAGCUUCUUUCCUUGAUUUGCACACGUUAUAUACAGAACACGUAUAUCUAAAUGUGAUUUGUGUGUAGAUAGGUUUGCUUUCAUAGGCUGUGAUGUUUGGAUAGGAAUCGGUCACCGCCCAUUUGUUUCUCCUGCGUUGUGCCUCUGAGAGCCGGCCGUCCUGACACCGUCCCCCCGAGGUUCUCUGGAAGCCGGUACCUUCUCCAGCUCCCUGUGGCGGCUAAUCAGUGCUGUGAGCUCACAGAGCUGCUAAAUAUUUUACUUCCUGUUCAUAAAGGGUGUAGGGCUCUCGUUCUUCAUGUGUGUACGUGCCUGUCUUCCCCGUGGAAAAGGGGAUGGGUGUUGAGGAUUGCGUGGCCUGAGAAGACUGUUAGCAAGGUCUGGCUGCUCUCGGCGCCCCCUUGUGCUGGCCAGAGGAGGGGCUGCUGGGAUAGCAGGAACCUGGGACGCCGCUCCUUGCAGCGCAGCGGUGUCCUCGUCUUUUAAUCGUUGCUUAGUGAUAGUGUGUUUGAUUCAGGUGGUGCUGAGCAGGUGUCAGUCCUGCCCUCGUGUGCCAGGGAGAAGCACCUGUGAGAAACCCAGUCAAGUUUACAUUCAGACGUCUGCACCCGCUGAGAGCUGCAGCAGAGUCUGGGCCAGGUCUGGGCACAAACAGCAAGUCCGUCUGCAGUGUUUUAUACAUACGUAUUUUUAAAUUUGGCAUAUUUAUUGUGCUUCUCCAGACUCCAAACUGUAUGUGUUCACAAAAUACACUAGCUGAUAAGUUAAAUCAGAAAUGAGUUGUCAACUUUGGGAAUUGAAUUCAUAUACUACAGAUGGUAUGAGACAGAAUUAGUUAGGGAAUAGUAAAAAAUGUGAGAUAUUAUGUUUUCAAAAUGUUUGAUAACGGAACUGAAAUGUACUGAAACGGCAGGAUCUACUGUACCGGGAUCAGAGGUCAAGAUGCAGUGCCAAAUGUCAAAUGAAAGUGAACUUUUUUGGGUUGUGGUUGAAGAAAGCUCAUUCAGUGAUUCAAAAAAAGAUGCUUGUACUGAUGACAAAACAAAAACAGAGAAAAAAGAAACAUUUGUACUCUAAACUGUGAUGCAGGAAUAGCGCUCAGCUAAUUCACCCCCCUCCCAACUCCCUACUCUGCUUUUGUGAAGCUGCUCUUCUUGCCUUUACCAGACCAUCAAUUUGCAAAGGGAUUACUCCAAAUGCUCCUCCUCCCGAUAGUGAUCAGAGACGGGAUUUCCAUUGUGUUUUCCUGUGUGUAGCUGCUCCCUGUUUCUCCCUCUGACAGUGCUAGCCCACCCCCUGCCCCCGCAGUGCUGGCUCUGAGCAGACUGCUGGCCUCAUCCCAAACCUCUGUAUCAGGCAGGAGGGGAAGACAAGCAGGUUUCUCUCGGGAUAACAGUUUGGUAACGUCAAAAAUCUGCCAAAAGUGUGAAUUUUCACCAUGUGUCAAACCGCCAUUAUGUUUGAGUGUGGUCAUUGUUAUGUAGUGAUGGGUGCCACAUUGCUGUUUCUAUUUUUUGGGUACAGACAGACAUGAUUGAGUUAAUAUACAUAACAUAAAGCCGAAUGGAUCUGUGCAGCUCCUACUUCAAACUAAUGCCUGUGAGAAAGCCAAGGAACCACCUCCUACCAGCUGAGCUCAGAAACCUGAUGGCAGACCACCUUCUGAGCUGAAGUCACCCUCUGUAUUUCUAUCCACGUGAACACAUUAUCCACAGUGUUUGAGACAGAGGAGCAACCAUCAUCCCAGUUGAAAUCUGUGAACACACCCUCAAUGGAAAGUGUUGGACCAGUCGGCUUUGGAGUGCUAAGUCUGAGUGUUCUGGAUCCCAGUCGACCAGCUACCUCUGAACUAAACUCGCUUACCCUGCCUGCUCCCACUCAGUGGCGUAACUGUUCCAUGGCAAA
Messenger RNA from Megalops cyprinoides (Indo-Pacific tarpon), 4467 nucleotides. It is a transcript of the gene abch1, whose product is annotated as ATP-binding cassette, sub-family H, member 1. Gene Ontology annotation, biological process: transmembrane transport. Gene Ontology annotation, cellular component: ATP-binding cassette (ABC) transporter complex; membrane. Bases 138 to 2225 code for a protein of 695 amino acids. The record is from RefSeq and is a predicted model, not a curated record. Lineage: Eukaryota; Metazoa; Chordata; Actinopteri; Elopiformes; Megalopidae. Gene Ontology annotation, molecular function: ATP hydrolysis activity; ATP binding; ABC-type transporter activity. The transcript has 20 exons.